This is a messenger RNA of Morone saxatilis (striped sea-bass), 1784 nucleotides long. Its product is annotated as ectonucleoside triphosphate diphosphohydrolase 2-like. The record is from RefSeq and is a predicted model, not a curated record. The transcript has 9 exons. Lineage: Eukaryota; Metazoa; Chordata; Actinopteri; Moronidae. Gene Ontology annotation, cellular component: plasma membrane. Gene Ontology annotation, molecular function: UDP phosphatase activity; GDP phosphatase activity. Gene Ontology annotation, biological process: nucleoside diphosphate catabolic process. The coding region runs from base 43 to 1551 and encodes 502 amino acids.
GCUACAGUCUCAUUCCUGCGCACAGAGGCAGCAUCCAGCAGCAUGGCUCUCCGCUACUGCCAAGUCAUAUUUGCGGCCGUGCUGCUGCUUCUGGCAUUAGUCGGGAUUCUGCUGGUGGUCCUACCGGCUAAAGAGAUUGAGAUGCCUCCUGAAGACAUGUAUGGAAUCGUUCUAGAUGCAGGCUCGUCCCACACCUCCAUGUACAUCUACAAAUGGCCAGCUGACAAGCAAAAUGGCACUGGUAUUGUUACCCAGCACAGCGAGUGUCAUGCCAAAGGUGGAGGGAUAUCCAGCUAUGCAGGUGUUCCUGGUGGUGCAGCAAGAAGUCUGAAGUCCUGUCUGGAUCAAGCCGUGAAGGAUGUCCCAAAAUUCCGGCACCACCAAACUCCACUCUAUCUGGGAGCGACUGCAGGCAUGAGGCUCUUGAACAUAGUCAAUGCCACAGAGUCGCAGCAGGUGCUGAAGGAAGUGGCAAACAAACUGCGGUCUUACCCUUUCAAAUUCAAAGAGGCAGUCAUCCUGAGUGGACAGGAGGAGGGGGCCUAUGGCUGGGUCACAGUCAACUACUUACUUGAAAACUUUGUCAAGUAUGGUUUUGUUGGGCGUUGGCUGAAUCCAGGCAGAGAUACAAUUGGAGCUUUGGAUUUAGGUGGAGCUUCCACUCAGAUUACUUUUGAAACCUCGGAAGAGGUGGAGGAGAAGGAUAAUGCGAAGGAACUGAAACUUUAUGGACAAACCUUCAGACUGUACACCCAGAGCUUCCUGUGCUACGGCCAAGACCAGUUCCUGAGGAAACUGCUGGCUCAUCUUAUCAAGACUCAAGGUGUAAAGGCCGAAGUGUCCCACCCCUGCUAUCCACAACAGUACAGCAUGUCUAUCAAGCUGGGGGAGGAUGUCUUUGAUUCUCCGUGUACUAAGAGCUACAGACCAGCCAAGUGGAACCCCCAGAUGUCUAUAUUAGUAGUGGGCACAGGAGACUACCAGAACUGCCUGAAAAAUGUAGAAGAGAUGUUCUCCUUUAAAAACUGCAAUUACUCCAGGUGCUCCUUUGAUGGAGUCUUCCAGCCCCCUGUGAAAGGAAGCUUCAUGGCAUUCUCUGCCUUCUUCUUCACUCACAGCUACAUCAACCGCCUCACCAACAUCACCAUCACAUCCCCCAGUCGACUGAAGGACGCAAUCCGACUUGUCUGCAACAUGACCAUCUCUGAAAUGACUGAAAAGACAAAACAGCCUGGGAAAUACAUGAAGAAUGUCUGCGCUGUCUCCAAUUUCGUCCAUGUCCUCUUAAUGAAGGGCUACCGUUUCGAUAAUGACUCCCUUCCUUCCAUCUCUUUUCAGAAAACGGCAGGAGGAGCGUCUGUAGGCUGGGCUUUGGGGUACAUGCUGAAUCUGAGUAACAUGAUACCUGCAGAGAGACUAGAACUGAUGAAGGCUCUGCCCCCAAGGUUCUGGGCUGGCAUUCUCUUCCUCUUUAUCGUCCUCCUCCUCAUUGCACUGGGAUACCUUCUGUUGACCUACAAGAAACAAAAAGCUAGGGAAGGCGUGAUGUAAGGGCAAGAGUGACACACCUCCCAGUCAAUCCCAAUUUAUAGUCCUCUUAGAGUGUGCACAUGUGCAUCUAAAACAUUCCAUAUCCGUUGAAAAAGAAUACAAGAACAUUUUAGAUUUCUUGUUGCACUUGAAGUGAAAUCGACAAGACAGUGCAAUGUGUCCUGCACAAUUUUCUUUUCUUUUUUAUGUUUCAUUUUCAUUAUGUAAUAUUACACCCACUUACAACAACCACA